AUGAAAACGCUUUUGCUAUUCCUUACAACAGUGAUCGCUUGGACGAGUGCUUGUUGCGGGUUGUCUGUGCCAUGGAUUCAAACGGGUUGCUGUAUGCAAUAUCAACCGCCAAGUAUCAUUGGGUAUCAGAGAAUUCCAAUUUACAAACGGAUUCGAGUGCGCGUGCCUGUAAUGCCGACCUAUGCAGUGCCGCCAAUUGCACCACCAUCUUACUCGGCUCCACAAGUGCAAAUGCCAGCAAUGCCUUCCUACGCUGACCCGCAACCAUCUGUAGAAAUCCCCCAAAUGAGCUAUGGUCAAGGUGCGGUUGAGACUUCUCCGCCAGCAGCUCCAGGGAUGUCGCCGCUUUACGACAAUUCGAUCUCGAUGCCGCCAAGAGAUGACCAAAUUCCCGUUGAACCCUCCGGCUACCAUGGUCGAACAGUGAAACUGGUGAAAAGC
Messenger RNA from Mesorhabditis belari, 441 nucleotides. NCBI's taxonomy places the organism in Eukaryota, Metazoa, Nematoda, Chromadorea, Rhabditida, Rhabditidae. The record is from the annotation of a GenBank genome assembly.